This is a messenger RNA of Mycena citricolor, 414 nucleotides long. The record is from the annotation of a GenBank genome assembly. Lineage: Eukaryota; Fungi; Basidiomycota; Agaricomycetes; Agaricales; Mycenaceae.
AUGCAGCUCGACGAGAACAUGACAGACAACUCAGCAUACCGGAUCAAACCCCUCGAGAACGCAGAGUCGUAUUCCUCAUGGAGCACGAAGAUGAUCAACAUUCUGAUGGACCAGGACCUCGAUGACUAUGUAAUCGGAUCAAAACAGACUCAGCCCACUGUAUCGAGCGACACAGCAGGAGCCGUAGUGAUGGAAGGAUGGAAGAAGAAGCAGAGGAAGGCCCUCUCAGCAAUCAGGCUCAGAGUCGGGGAUGGACCGAUGGCAUACAUCCAAGCAUGCACAACAGGCAUCAACGCGUGGGUUCGACUCCAACGCGUGUACCAGCCGAAGGGAGCUAUUUCGAUCAUCCGACUCAGGAGGCAACUCUUCCGAACCACGUGUGAAGAAGAAGAAAAUAUCGAGGAACAUAUUUGA